Messenger RNA from Papaver somniferum (opium poppy), 1073 nucleotides. Its product is annotated as endochitinase EP3-like. The transcript has 2 exons. The record is from RefSeq and is a predicted model, not a curated record. The coding region runs from base 44 to 865 and encodes 273 amino acids. Lineage: Eukaryota; Viridiplantae; Streptophyta; Magnoliopsida; Ranunculales; Papaveraceae. Gene Ontology annotation, molecular function: chitin binding; chitinase activity. Gene Ontology annotation, biological process: carbohydrate metabolic process; cell wall macromolecule catabolic process; chitin catabolic process.
AAUUACAUUUCUUUUCCCAUUCUCAUUAUCCAAGAAAGCAAAAAUGGCAGCUCUUACCGUCAUUAAACUUGUUACACUAGUGGGGAUGUUGUCUGGGUUACUGUUCGGCUCAGUUAUGGGUCAGAACUGUGGUUGUGCACCAAACUUAUGUUGCAGCCAGUAUGGAUACUGUGGUAGUGACACUCCUUAUUGUGGUCCUGGGUGUCAAUCAGGGCCUUGUUUCGGAACCAACCCUCCUAGUACCGGUGGUGGUGGUUCGGUUGGGAAUAUUGUUACAGAUGGGUUUUUCAAUGGAAUUAUUAACCAGGCUGCUGCUAAUUGUGCUGGAAAGGGUUUCUAUACACGUAAUGCAUUUCUUGAAGCAGUUAAAUCGUACCCUACUUUUGCAUCUGGAAGUGACGAAGCUGCAAAACGUGAAGUUGCGGCAUUCUUUGCUCAAGUAACUCAUGAAACUGGACAUUUCUGUUACAAAGAUGAAAUUAACGGUGCAAGCCACAACUACUGCGAUCCAAACAGUGCAGGAAAUCCUUGUACCCCCGGCGCGCUAUACUUCGGCAGGGGACCAAUCCAAUUGACAUGGAAUUUCAACUACGGACCUGCUGGAAGAGAUAUUGGUUUUGAUGGUCUUAACGCUCCCGAAACUGUAUCUAAUGACCCGAUCAUCUCGUUCAAGACCGCGUUAUGGUUUUGGACAAACAACGUUCAUCCAGUCAUGAACCAAGGGUUCGGUGCUACUACCCGUGCCAUUAAUGGUGCUUUGGAAUGCAAUGGUGGAAAUCCUGGUACAGUUCAGACCAGGGCAAAUUACUAUACCAGUUACUGCAAUCAACUGGGUGUUUCACCAGGAGGUAACCUAUUGUGCUAAGAAUCUCGAUUGGCAAUGAUAGUAAAACUACAAAAAUGUAAUCUUUAAUUUGGUAUAAAUAAAGGGAUGAAUAAGGUAAAGCCAGAAUACUGUCCUGGGCUAGAGGUUCUGGAAUUUGCAACAGCAAGCUCCUCGUCGCAUGUAUAAUUUGAAUAAGAUUUUUAACACUGAUUGAAUAAUUAAAUUUGAAUGUUCUAUGAUGCUUAAA